AUGAGCAACGUGGCAUCGAUCGAGUCUUCGCUUCUUGAGGAGCUUCGCCAAUCGAGCGGAACAUCCUCACCGAUCCAGGUGAUCGUGUCUCUGAAGGAGCUGGAGGAGAUGGUGUCGAAAAUGGUGCUGGAGCACCAGGAUUGUGCUGUGGAACCCGCGCACUCCGACUCAACGACUUUCGACGUCGAUGAGAUCGGCGAAGUGAAUGCGACGCUGGGACGUCUCCGCGCCGAGGUGACCAUCUCCAACGAGAUAAACCGACGGGAAAUCUCGGAACUUCGCGCCGAGAACGCUGCGUUGAAGGCAGAAAUUGAGGAGCUCAAGAGGAAAAAGAAGAAGUCUACGGGCGAGUCGAUUCGCGCGAAAAUCAACGGAGGCUGGAGAAUGGUCUCGUCGACGGGCGUGGACCAAUUCGUUGACAUGCUCACGGAGAAGUUCGUUUGGAGAGAUUUCGAUUCAGUCAUCUUCAAGAUGAAGGAGCAGUACUUCAACCUGAAGAAGAAUAAGUUUGAAAGCUGGGGAGAGCUUCUCAACAAGAAGUUGAACAGGGUGUCAGCGACACUCGGAGAACCACUGGAGCGUUUUGGCAAGGUGUCAACUACCGUCCUAUGGAAGGACACUUUGACGACGGAUGUGAGAUCGUCGAGUGGAGAAGGGAUGCUUCAACUGAAGCACUUCAUUCGGGACGAUCAUCUUCACGUCGUUGCCACCGGACAGGGACUCACUUGCGAGCGAGUCUAUGUAAAGAUGGAGGAUAAAGAAGUCGAGGAGCCAGCGAAGCCAGCGGAGAAACAGGACAUUUUCGAGGCAAUCGUUGGAAAAUGGAUUUUGGUCGAGUCGGAAAACUUUGAAGAGUUCAUCGCAUUGAACAUAACAGAGGAGGAAGAAGAGCAGCGCUUGCGGUCGAAAUCGCUCACGUACACGAAAGAAGGCGACCGGCUCAUAAUGGCGACUCCUCUAACGCCCGGCGGCGAGGAUUCGCUCUGCAGGGAAGACAUCCUCAAUCGGUGGAUCGAUUUGCAAGGAAACUUUUCGCAGUUCGUGUUCGUGGACAACAAUCGACUGAUCACCAUGGAAAAGCUCACCGACACUGACGAAGUGCAGUGGAGAUGCAUCGAGUGGAUCGGAGAGGACGGAAGACUGACGGUCGCCGAGGAGCAGAACGGCAUCGUCUGCACGAGAAUCUUCAAACGAUAUUAA
This is a messenger RNA of Caenorhabditis sp. 36 PRJEB53466, 1200 nucleotides long. NCBI's taxonomy places the organism in Eukaryota, Metazoa, Nematoda, Chromadorea, Rhabditida, Rhabditidae. The record is from the annotation of a GenBank genome assembly.